Colletotrichum destructivum is the source of this 1968-nucleotide messenger RNA. RefSeq names its product Putative casein kinase II, regulatory subunit, casein kinase II subunit beta. Gene Ontology annotation, cellular component: UTP-C complex; protein kinase CK2 complex; cytoplasm. Lineage: Eukaryota; Fungi; Ascomycota; Sordariomycetes; Glomerellales; Glomerellaceae. Gene Ontology annotation, molecular function: protein kinase regulator activity. Bases 419 to 1450 code for a protein of 343 amino acids. The record is from RefSeq and is a predicted model, not a curated record. The transcript has 2 exons. Gene Ontology annotation, biological process: regulation of transcription by RNA polymerase III.
CACAACUUCAGCUUUUGCUGAGAGGCUCAAAUCUAUCGCCUUCGCCCCCCCCCCCCCCCCCUUCCCCCUCGACCAAAAUCCGGACGAAUAAAGGGAUACCGCAACUUGAGAUUGCGAAGAGUACACCGUCCUAUUUUCCGCGAAACCUGUCCCCGACCCGCGAUCCUCUCUAUCGGCGACAGCGACCUUUGCGCCCGAUAUUCGAUAUGCGCUGCAUCUGACCCUUUCACACCCACCAACUACCCCGCCAUCUUUGCGCCCCUGCUAGGAUACUACUACCCGACAUCCAAGUAGCCUUACAGAGGGAGACCGGCACUCGACUCGGACCAACGAUAGUAUCGCGUGGACAAACUCGCGACGACCUCCCAUUUCUAACCGACACCCCGUCAAUACCACCACCUUGGAUUACCUCGACGACAUGUCCACCUCUUCGGGGGCCCCGGAGUCUUGGAUAUCUUCCUUCUGCUCUCUUCUUGGCCACGAGUACUUCGCUGAGGUCUCUGAGGAGUUCAUCGAAGAUGAUUUCAAUCUCACUGGCCUGCAGAACCAGGUCGCGAUGUACAAGGAGGCUCUCGAGAUGAUUCUCGAUGUGGAGCCUGAAGAGGACGAGGACGAAGAGGAAGAGGAGGACGAAGACGAAGAGGAGAACGAUUCGGGAGACCAAGACCGACUCGGCCCCAGGCACGACCGGAGACAACAUAGCCGCAUGGCCAGCGACCUUAGCGUCAUCGAGUCUUCCUCCGAGAUGCUCUACGGUCUGAUUCAUCAGCGGUUCAUCUGCUCACGGGCGGGAAUCCAACAGAUGAGCGAGAAGUAUGAGCUGGGUCACUUUGGCUGCUGUCCUCGGACGAACUGCGAUCAAGCAAGAACACUCCCGGUGGGCCUGUCUGAUAUCCCCGGCGAAGACACCGUGAAGUUGUUCUGCCCCUCCUGCCUCGACGUCUACGUCCCUCCCAAUAGUCGCUUCCAGACCGUUGAUGGAGCCUUCUUCGGCCGCACAUUUGGUGCCCUCUUCCUUCUCACAUUCCCCGAGUACGAUCUCACCAAGCGUGGAGCAGAGGUCCUCAACAGUGGCGGCGCACGCAUCAACGACGACUCGACCGAGAUGAUCAAUGGGAUGUACGCCAAAAACAUUGCGCCUGGUCUGGGUGCUGGCCGGAUAUACGAGCCUCGCAUCUAUGGCUUCCGUGUCUCUGAGGUUGCUAAGUCUGGUCCGCGGAUGCAGUGGUUGCGAGACAGACCGGAAGACAUGACCGAGCUGGACGAGGCGCGCCUUUAUGCAGAUGAGCACCCCGACUCGGAUGAGGAAGACGAGAGCAUGAACGGCAACGGACGGCCCACACCUCGGCGUCGUGCCCCGCGUGGCAAUGUACGCCUUCGCGCGCAACGCCAGGCCCAGAACGGCAGCCCUAUGAACGUCGAGACGAACGGUGCCGAGUCAGAGCUUUGAAACCUGGUUUGCAUAUCCAGUGACAGACUCUUUCUCUGUGAUUAUCUACGCGGCUUGCGUGGGCUUGCAAUGACGAUCGGCAGCACACACAUGGGCGCUGCGUCAGAAUAGAGGCACGACUAGCUGUGGAUAGAGGACGGUGGAGCUUGCGAAUAAACGGCCAGUACGGAUGGAUGCCCUGCAUAAGGUAAAAGGCGUUUAGGAGGCACGUCCCGAUCCCGAUCCCGAUCUCGCUCGACGAAUGGGGCACAUCAUUGCUGAGUGAGAGGUGAUGGCAUGCACGGACGCAAAGAACUCACGCCGUUGAACGAACUCGGGUUUCGAUUCUCUUCACAGGCAACAUUACCUGUGUUAUAGGCUUAAUGCGACAGCCAUUGCAUUUCUGGGGCCUCGGGAAACAGAAUAUAGGCUGCAUGCAAUUCAUCGGUCAAUUAAAGGAACUGCCGGUUCUGUGCUUAUCUCGAGAACGAAUCAUGUAUGUGUAUACGUUGGCCAGUAAGCAAAUAUUUGAUGCUCCC